Monascus purpureus is the source of this 936-nucleotide messenger RNA. Lineage: Eukaryota; Fungi; Ascomycota; Eurotiomycetes; Eurotiales; Aspergillaceae. The record is from the annotation of a GenBank genome assembly.
AUGGAUGCCCAAGCCUACCUAAUCCGCCACGGCUGGUCCGGACCCGGCAACCCUCUAAACCCCAACAGCAAACACCACCCACACGGCGGCCUAGGACUAACGCGCCCGAUCCUCGUAUCCCGAAAGAACAACAACCACGGCGUGGGCAAGAAGACGACCAAGGACCCAACGAAUCAGUGGUGGCUGCGUGGCUUCGAGGAUGCGCUGAAGGGUGUAGGUAGCGAACAGCGGGAUAAUGGCGGUGCUUCAUCGGCGAAUGCGUUGACGAGUGAGCUUUACCGGUUUUUUGUGCGGGGAGAGGUUUUGGAGGGGACUAUUCGGCGUGAGUGCGGACAUGGACAAGGGGCAGAAGGAGCUAUGGGGGAUAAUAAUGAUGGGGAGAAGUCUGGGAAGGGGAAGAGGAAGAGGGUUGAUUCUGAUGAUGAGGUGAAGGAGGCUAAGAUGCGGAAGAAGGAAAAGAAAAGGGAAGACAAGAAGAAGAAAAAAGACAAGGAGGGAGUUUCAUCUGAGCGGUGUUCUUCAGAUGAGGCCAGCAAGGAGGAUAAAGAGGAGCGACGACGGAGAAGAAAGGAGGAAAAACGGAAGAGGAAAGCAGAGGAUAGCAAGGACGGCUCGAAAACAAAGUCAUCAUCGAAGACUGAGAAAAAGAAGAAGGAAAGGCGCCGGAGAAAGGAAACUCUCAUAUCUGCUGAGGCGGAUUAUCCGACACCAGCAUCGACAGAACAGGAACAGACGGAUUCCAGUGGACAGGACGAGUCGGCAGCAAUAGGAAAGACUCUGAAGGAGAAGAAAGACAAGAAACACAAGAAGGAAUCCAAGAAGAGCAAGAAAUUAAAGACAGACGAAAAUGCCGACCCCGGACUAAGCACGAGCAAGGAGCCCAAGAAGGCAAAGAAAGACAAAAAGGACAAAAAGAAGAAAUCCACCUCGGAUUAG